UGUUAGAAAUGCAUGGGGUGCGGGCAUGAGUAGCACCCAACUUAGUGAAUCCUUUAAUGCUUUCUUGAAGGAUUUCAUUCGGUCUGAUCAUAACUUAAUGCAAUUUUUCAUGCAUUUUGAUCGAGUUCUGUCUGAGAAAAGGUACAAAGAGUUACAAGCUGAAUAUGCUCUAUGCCAAAAGUUGCCCAGGGUGAAUAUUAAAGUGAAGAUUAUGGAGCAAGCUGCAGCUGUUUACACAAAUAAAAUUUUUGAAGAAUUUCAGGAUGAGUAUGUCAAGUCCCUUGAAGUCAACAUUGAAGAAAUUGAAAAUGAUGGUGAGAGUACCGUUUAUACGGUUCUUGAUAGUGAUGGUAUAAGGGUGAGGAAGGUGAGGCAGGAGUGUGAUGAUUCAAUGCCAUCGAUGUAUUCCGGCCAUGGAACCUAUCAAGCAUUGCUUAACAAUGCAAGUAGUUAUCACUCGCAAGCUUCAAAUAGUCCCGCAUGUAGUGAAGUACUAUAUGGUCGUGGGCGCGGCCGUGGGCAUGGGGAUGUGGAUCACACGCCAACGUCUUAGCGUUAUUUUGUUUUGGGAAUUUGUGUGAAUUUUUUGUUGGAUAUGUAAUAUUCAAAACCUUUCAUCAAACUGUUGCUAAAAAUUUUCUGUUCAAAUUACUCAGUAAAUGUUGCUGAAACUAAU
Molecule: messenger RNA, 676 nt
Organism: Camellia sinensis
Lineage: Eukaryota; Viridiplantae; Streptophyta; Magnoliopsida; Ericales; Theaceae
Source: RefSeq, a predicted model, not a curated record